ACAUAAACACAAUGUAUUAGAACCUAUAUAUUACAAUCAUCGUAAAGGGGAUUAUUACAAUUUUUUUGUUUUAUUUGAUUAAAUUUUAAUAUUAAAAAAUGAUUACAACAAACACGAUUCAAGAGUGUAGUUUAAUUUUACAAUAUGUUGACCUUAACGAGUGGAUAGUGAAAUUCAAAAUAGUCAAAGGAUUUCGAAACAAAUACGCCACACUGGUAACUUGCCUUUUAUAAAAAGUACUCUUAAUUUUUUGUCAAAUGCAACCCCACUUGUGUUUUUUGCUUGAUCGAUGACAACAUUGAUUUUCAUUCUGGUUGUCGUCUACUGAUUCAGGUGAAAAGUUUGCAAAUUUUUUAAGUUUCAAUAAUAAAUACAAGGAGAUAUGUCGCAAGAAGUUGAGGAAACAUUAAAACGUAUUCAGUCGCACAAGGGUGUUGUCGGUACCAUUGUUGUCAACAAUGAAGGUAUUCCAGUCAAGUCGACAUUGGACAACACGACCACAGUGCAGUAUGCCGGUCUCAUGAGUCAGUUAUCUGACAAAGCACGCAGUGUUGUGCGUGAUUUAGACCCAUCCAAUGAUCUCACUUUCCUGCGUGUACGUUCUAAGAAACACGAAAUUAUGGUUGCUCCAGAUAAGGAUUUCAUAUUGAUAGUUAUCCAAAACCCAACUGAUUAAUGUGUGCAAAGAUGGUAUUGUUUAAAAGAGAAACACUUCAGCUACUUACGUAUUCAUUUUUAUUAAACUGCGUUGCAAGACAUUCUGCGUAAAAUUAUACAAUAUAUCUUUUAAGAUCUGCUUGCAUAUUAUGUGAUUAAAUGUUAGUAUUAAUUUUGAUACAAACUUAAUACAGCACAAUGCAAAAUCUUUUGAAAAAA
Bactrocera oleae (olive fruit fly) is the source of this 876-nucleotide messenger RNA. It is a transcript of the gene robl, whose product is annotated as dynein light chain roadblock. The record is from RefSeq and is a predicted model, not a curated record. Gene Ontology annotation, biological process: microtubule-based movement. Gene Ontology annotation, molecular function: dynein intermediate chain binding. Gene Ontology annotation, cellular component: cytoplasmic dynein complex; cytoplasm; centrosome. NCBI's taxonomy places the organism in Eukaryota, Metazoa, Arthropoda, Insecta, Diptera, Tephritidae.